AUCAUCUACUCUUUCAGAUGAAGCCAAACCUGGCAACUGGAUAUAUGUAUGUCUUCUGUUUCACAAGAAUAUUCCCAACUCCAUUACAUCACACAAAAAAUUAUAUGAAUUAGUACAUGAUUAAGGUGUAUAAAAGAUGGGUUGGUUUUGAAUUCAUACUUGAAAAGAGAUGGGUGUUUUGGAAAAUAUUGCAGUUUUCUUAGUAUGCUCUGUCUGUAUAUUCCUCCUCUUGGCGCUGAUUAGGUUCCUUCACAAAGUAUGGUGGACUCCUAUUCGCGUACAGUACAUCAUGAGGUCACAGGGAAUCAGAGGCCCUUCUUACAAAUUCCUCCAUGGAAACACCAAAGAGAUCUUCAACAUGAGAAGAGAAUCAAUGAGCAGACCACUUUGUGAUUUAUCACAUAACAUAUACCCCAGAAUUCUACCUCAUGUGCAAUCAUGGGUUAACAUAUAUGGGAAGAAUUUUCUCAAUUGGUAUGGUCCUCAAGCUCAGUUAGUUGUUACUGAAGCAGAGCUAGUCAAAGAAAUUUUGAACAAUAGAGAAGAUGCUUAUCCAAAAAUAGAGCUUGAAGGCUAUGCAAAGAAGCUAUUAGGAGAUGGGCUUUCAUCCUCAAAAGGCGAAAAGUGGGCAAAGCUAAGGAAAUUGGCGAACCAUGUUUUUCACGCCGAGAGCCUGAAAAGUAUGAUUCCAACAAUGAUCACAAGUUCUGAGAUGAUGCUAGAAAGAUGGAAAAAUUACGAAGGAAAAGAAAUCGAAGUGUUUGAAGAAUUCAGGAUAUUAACAUCAGAGGUCAUCUCCAAGACAGCUUUUGGGAGUAGUUACUUGGAAGGAAAGAGUAUAUUUGAGAUGUUGAUGAAGUUGACUCUCAUAAUUUCCAGAAAUGCUCACAAAAUCAGGUUUCCUGGCAUCAGUCAGCUAUUAAAAAGCCGCGAUGACAUAGAAUCAGAGAAACUUGAGCAAGGUAUAAGAGAUUGCAUAACUGAGAUUAUAAAGAAAAGAGAGACGUUGAAGAUUGGAGAAGUAGAUAGCCCAGAAACUGAUUUUCUUGGGAAAUUGUUGGAGGCUAAUCAUGAAUCAGACAAGAGCAAAUGGAUUUCAGUAGAAGAUAUGGUUGAUGAGUGCAAGACCUUCUAUUUUGCUGGACAUGAAACAACUACAUCCUUGCUUGGAUGGACUAUUCUUCUUCUAGCUGUCCAUACAGAUUGGCAAGAGAUAGCAAGGAAAGAGGUGCUGGAGUUGUUUGGCCUGAAAACACCCAACACAGAUGCCUUCUCAAGACUCAAAAUUAUGAACAUGAUUGUUGAAGAAUCUCUAAGACUGUACCCUCCGGUACCUGCCAUUAAAAGGAAAGUUGAGAAGGAAGUUCAACUAGGGAAGCUAGUUCUUCCACCUCAGAUGGAACUGUAUAUUUCACCAUUAGCUCUUCACCAUGACCCUAAAAUAUGGGGAGAAGAUGUCCACCUUUUUAAACCAGAGAGGUUUGCAGGAGGGGUGGCUAAAGCCACCAACAAUACUGCAGUUGCAUUUCUGCCAUUUGGAUUUGGACCGCGAACUUGCGUGGGCUUGAACUUUGCAAUCAUCGAAGCAAAGAUUGCACUUUCGAUGAUUCUGCAACGAUAUAUGUUCACCCUCUCACCAACUUACGUCCACUCCCCAAUUCAGCUUUUUAUGGUUCGUCCACAGCAUGGAGUUCAAGUCAUAAUUCAUGCAAUUUGAGUGUCUAUAUAUGAAAGUUGUUAGUAUAAAUGUGAAUUGGGUGAAAAAAUAAACUUUCACUAGUACAAUCAAAUUGUGAUAGAACUCUGUUUAGUUAUGGGAAGUAAUAUGAAAGAGUACAUAUGAAUACUGCAAGAAACCGUGUGAAGAAGUGGAGACUAUUGAUGAUUUAUAUAAAAAAUGAAGUGAGCUACACCAGUAUGUUAUGGUA
This is a messenger RNA of Cornus florida, 1928 nucleotides long. Its product is annotated as cytochrome P450 CYP749A22-like. The record is from RefSeq and is a predicted model, not a curated record. Gene Ontology annotation, molecular function: heme binding; monooxygenase activity; oxidoreductase activity, acting on paired donors, with incorporation or reduction of molecular oxygen. The transcript has 5 exons. Lineage: Eukaryota; Viridiplantae; Streptophyta; Magnoliopsida; Cornales; Cornaceae. Bases 170 to 1717 code for a protein of 515 amino acids.